Molecule: messenger RNA, 387 nt
Organism: Exophiala aquamarina CBS 119918
Lineage: Eukaryota; Fungi; Ascomycota; Eurotiomycetes; Chaetothyriales; Herpotrichiellaceae
Product: nucleoside diphosphate kinase
Exons: 4
Coding region: 1-387 (128 amino acids)
Biological process (GO): GTP biosynthetic process; UTP biosynthetic process; CTP biosynthetic process
Molecular function (GO): nucleoside diphosphate kinase activity
Source: RefSeq, a predicted model, not a curated record
AUGUCGACGGAGCAAACGUACAAGCUAGUUGCCUUGAAGCUCGUCUCCCCAUCCAAGGAACAUCUCGAGAAGCACUAUGCAGAUCUCUCCGACAAGCCUUUCUUCAAGGGUCUUGUAACCUACAUGUUGAGCGGUCCCAUCACCGCCAUGGUUUGGGAGGGACGUGAUGCUGUCAAGACCGGCCGAACCAUCCUUGGUGCCACCAACCCUCUCGCUUCAGCCCCCGGCACUAUCCGAGGUGACUACGCCAUUGAUGUUGGUCGCAAUGUCUGCCACGGUUCAGACAGCGUUGAGAACGCGAAGAAAGAGAUCGCUUUGUGGUUCAAGCCCGACGAGGUCCACAGCUACAAGGCUGCCCAGUUCGACUGGAUUUAUGAGAAGGCAUAG